AUGGCCGCCCGCCGACAACAAGACCGCGAUAGGCUUCCUGUCGUUGAGACCGAGCUUGCCCGGCUGGAACUCCAGAUUAGCAGGCUGCGAAUUGAGCGCAGUGGAAUCAAGCGUCGCCUGGAGAGUUACAUAUACCCAGUCCAAAACCUUCCCAACGAAAUCGUAUCAGAAAUCUUCAUCAACCUCAUUCCUCCCUAUCCCGAAUGCCCACCUCUCUUCGGUCAGCAAUCACCGACACGCCUCCUGCGUAUUUGUCAUGCCUGGCGAGAGAUUGCGCUUCACACACCCCAACUUUGGCGCGCCAUAGAUUGUCAAGGGCCACCACCCCGGUACCGUCUCCGGCCAAACCAGACGGUACCCGAUGCUGCCACAACUCUCGCGGAAAUUAACACUUGGUUGGGCCGUUCUGCUUCCUGCGGCUUGUCGCUCUCCUUCGAUCCUCAACCUGACGAGAAUCCUGAAUACCAAACUGAUGUCAUGAAGCUGCUACGACUCCACCAGCAUCGCUGGGAAUUUCUUACUAUGACCAGCGUCGCGGCAGUCGAAUCGAACGAAACCCCUCUUGCACUCGCUGGGCCACUUCCCCUGCUUCGAGAGCUCUGGGCCUUUCAUAGUGUCGCGGUCUCCGCGGCCCCUUCGAAUGCUCCAAUGCUCAGAUCUUUAUUCCUCAGUAUUCCGCGAUUCCCAGAUACUUUUGCGAUGGGACCCAACAAUAUUCAAUGGGCUCAGUUCACCAGCUUGAACCUGAACCAUGCUAUCGAGGAUUGUCUUCCGAUUCUUCGUGAUGCUGUCAAUCUUCGACACUUUUAUGUGCACCUAGAGCGGGAAAAAACCAUCCUCCCAGCAGCCCUUCAUCUCCCUCCUCGACUCGAAACCUUCAUUCUGGUCUUUGAUGCCAAUCCAGGAUCCCUCCCCCUUGCACCCGGUUACCUCCAGAAAAUCGUGGGUCCCGCACUCAAACGCGUACACAUCCAUGCUGUCUUCCUGCAGCCCAACCCCAUGGACGUGAUAAAUGCGUUUCUCCGCAACUCCCAGUGCCCGCUGCAACAUCUGCAGUUCAUGGGACAGUCCAAGCCUUUCGUGAUUUUGGCGGAAGAGCUGCGAGUUCUGCUGCCACAUAUUCCGAAGAUUACCAAAGUCAGCGGACCACCAGAGCCUGUAAUCGGACAAUCGAUGGAUCAGUACUUUGACCGAAUAACUCUCCCAUACUAG
Mycena indigotica is the source of this 1212-nucleotide messenger RNA. RefSeq names its product F-box domain-containing protein. The coding region runs from base 1 to 1212 and encodes 403 amino acids. The transcript has a single exon. The record is from RefSeq and is a predicted model, not a curated record. Lineage: Eukaryota; Fungi; Basidiomycota; Agaricomycetes; Agaricales; Mycenaceae.